Molecule: messenger RNA, 1161 nt
Organism: Daldinia caldariorum
Lineage: Eukaryota; Fungi; Ascomycota; Sordariomycetes; Xylariales; Hypoxylaceae
Product: P-loop containing nucleoside triphosphate hydrolase protein
Exons: 2
Coding region: 1-1161 (386 amino acids)
Biological process (GO): double-strand break repair via homologous recombination
Cellular component (GO): cytoplasm; chromosome
Molecular function (GO): nucleic acid binding; four-way junction helicase activity; 3'-5' DNA helicase activity
Source: RefSeq, a predicted model, not a curated record
AUGACGCACGACGACGACGCCGCCUUUCGCCCGGGUCAGUUCGAGGUGCUGCAGGCGAUCGUCCAAGGUCACUCGCCCAUCGUGCAGGUCCAAGGCACGGGCGGCGGGAAGAGCCUGUCGUUCAUGCUGCCGGCCUACUGCGCGCCCGACGGCAUUACCUUGGUCGUCAUGCCGCUGGUCGCGCUGCGGAAGGAUAUGCAACGACGCUGCCAGGUCGCGGGCAUCCGCACGUUCGUGUACCGAGCGUCCGCCCCGACCGACAGCGACGUGUCGAUCGUCUUCGUCACGCCCGAGACCCUGACGAGCAAGUCCUUCCAGACCUACCUGGCCCGCCUGCAGCAGAGCCGCUCGCUGGAUCGGAUCGUGGUGGACGAGUGCCACAUGGUGUUGGACGUGCUGUACGCGGCCCGGAACAAGAAGACCCGGUUCCGCGAAGGCUUCGUCGAGAUCGGCGGCAUCCUCGAGCAGACGGGCGUGCAGCUGGUCUUCCUGACCGCCACCCUGCCGCUGCAGGACGAAACCAACUUCUACCGCGCCAUGAAGCUGCGGCCGUACGAGGUCGAGCUGUUUCGACGACCCACCACGCGCGCUAACCUACGUUAUCACGUGCGCAUGUUCGACCCGUCGGCGGGUCCCUCCUCACGUGCCGCGGGGUCGUCCCCCAGCGAAGAAGAAAUCCGUCGGGCGCUCGUGGCCGAGGUUGUGGUGGAGCUGCUGGCCACGUACGAGCGGGGGAAGGUGAUCGUGUACUGCGGUACGGUAGGGAGGACGAAGGCGGUGGGCGAACAGCUGGGCUGUUCGAUGUAUUAUAGCGGGGUAGGAUCGGACGAGCAAAAAGCUCGUAUCGUAGAGGAUUGGAUUACGGGGGCAUUGGGGUCCAGGGUGAUCGCGGCAACGAACGCACUAGGAGCCGGUCUAGAUGUUCCUGACAUCCGCGCGGUGGUGCAUGCCGACGCGCCCUAUCGUCUCAGCGACUUUGCGCAGGAGAGCGGUCGAGCCGGGAGGGAUGGCGCCCCUGCCGACUCGAUCGUGCUCUGCCGACGCAUCGUGCGAGACGAGGGGUCGAACGCGCGGGCGCAGGCGCCGCCGAAGGGUUUAGGAAUAGGUACUAUCUUUUCGUGGUCGGAACUCGUUUCGUAUUCUUGCUGGUGUCUGUCGUAG